Molecule: messenger RNA, 1439 nt
Organism: Lottia gigantea (owl limpet)
Lineage: Eukaryota; Metazoa; Mollusca; Gastropoda; Lottiidae
Exons: 1
Coding region: 1-1374 (457 amino acids)
Biological process (GO): outer dynein arm assembly
Cellular component (GO): cytoplasm
Molecular function (GO): protein binding
Source: RefSeq, a predicted model, not a curated record
AUGGUUCGAAUUUCGGAAAAUCUGAUCCGGAAAAGAUCAGAACACAACAACUGUGAAAUCUCGACUCUGGAAGAAGUUUCACUUCACCAACAAGAUAUUGAACGGAUCGAAUAUUUGGAUAAAUGGUGUCGAGAUCUGAAAAUUUUAUACCUUCAGAGUAACUUGAUCCCAAAAAUCGAAAACGUGAACAGACUCAAGAAAUUGGAAUAUCUAAAUUUAGCUUUGAACAAUGUAGAAAGAGUGGAAAAUCUGGAAGGUUGUGAAUGUUUGAAUAAGUUGGAUUUGACUGUGAAUUUUGUUGGAGAGCUCACAAGCAUAGAGAGCUUAAAGGAUUUAUAUCAUCUAAGGGAACUUUUUUUAACAGGAAACCCUUGUACGGAAUACGAAGGAUAUAGGCAAUAUGUUCUUGGAACUUUACCGCAACUUCAAUAUUUGGACGGCACGGAAAUUGGAAAAGCUGAAAGAAUCAAGGCUUUGCAAAAUUAUGCCAUCACGAGAGCUCAGAUUAUACAGCAGCAAGGAGAAUACAAAAAGAAAAGAGAGAAACAGAAGAAAGAAGCCGCAGAAAAGGAAGAAAAGGAAAAGAUGAAAGAUGAAUUAAAGAAAGACAAGAAAGCAGGUUUUGAUGGAAGAUGGUACACAGACAUGAACAAAGAAGCCCAAGAAGAGAAAAAAAUUGAAGAAAAGGCAGAAGAAGAAGAAGAUAAGGAAUUUUGGAAUGAAAAAGUUGAUUUUACACCAGAAUCUAGAAUGGCUGUCCAUAAACAAAUGCAGAAAGAGAAAGAUAAAAAUAAACCAAAAGAAGCAACAGUUCAGAAAGCUCCACGUAGACUCUUCAAUGAUGAAGGGCGACCAUUGAACGUGAACGAAGCGAAAAUUGAUUUCACGCUGACGGAGGACGACACAAACAAUAUUAUAUUAGACUUGGCCAUUUUUAAACACAUGGACACAUCUUUGUUAGACUGUGACGUACAACCGACCUAUGUUCGUGUUACAGUCAAAGACAAAGUGUUUCAACUCUGUCUCCCAGAGGAAGUCAAAUCUGACUCCAGUGUUGCAAAACGGUCUCAAACAACUGGGCAUUUAGUUAUCUACAUGCCAAAAUUAUGUACAGAUGGAUCGAUCAUAUCUACGUUACCGAAGGCAAAAGUUGAUCCAAGUUUCAAGAAAACGGUGCCUAGAAAAAUUGAUAAAUCCAACACAGAACGACUAGAAGUAGAGCCUAGUGCUCAUAAAGGGGUGGAUAUUUCCAAUAUUGUUAAAGAUAAAAAGGACAUAGUGCCUCCAUUAGGAAGUAAGAAAACAGUAAAGAAAACAGAGAGACCUAAUAGCGAAGAUUUUAUAGAUGAUCCUGAUGUUCCACCAUUAAUUUAAAUAAUUUUUUUUUAAAUUAAUUUCAUCCACCAUUCCAUUUCAUUUGAAUAAAAAUUUGAAAUAUU